Messenger RNA from Amyelois transitella, 1800 nucleotides. RefSeq lists its product as uncharacterized. The transcript is spliced from 6 exons. The record is from RefSeq and is a predicted model, not a curated record. Lineage: Eukaryota; Metazoa; Arthropoda; Insecta; Lepidoptera; Pyralidae. The coding region runs from base 157 to 669 and encodes 170 amino acids.
AUUUAAUGACAGUGACAAAACAAGACGGCAACAAACCUACAGUUCACUGAAUAGCGUUGUUUUUGAUUUUGAAUAUUGAAUUACUUUGAAUUUAUAUUAUUGAUAUUCUUCUACAAAGAAGACUCUAAAGACUGACUUGUUAAUAAAGCCACCAAAAUGACGAUAUUGGAAUCCUGUUGGUCUCCUUGCAUUUGGUCUUCUGAUGUGAAAAUCGGCAGUAAGGCUGUGGCCGUUUAUACGGCGGCAAUGAGUGUUAUUUUGAUAACCUUUAUUGGCUAUCAGAUGGGUGGUGGAGACUCCACCCAGCUGUGGAAUCCUCUGUUUGAAGCUGAUGUUAGAGGCUCUCUACAAGUAUUCGGAGGCAUAUUCAUAUUUAUAUUUGUGUUUUUAAUAAUCUCUUCCUUGCUAAUGGUGAUCGGCAUCAACAUAUGGAUGCGAGGGUUGAUGCUCCCGUGGCUGGGUACCAUGGGCCUCAUCAUAGUGUUCCAACUCUGCUUUGGGUUAUGGCUGCUUGGCGGAUACUACAUCUAUCUGGAUGCUACUUUUGCUGCCCUGAUUGACUUUUUAUGGAUGUCUUACAAUAUCUACUGCUGGCUGUGUGUGUUUUCUCAGUACCAAAUUAUAUUAGAGAUGCAGUCGCCGAAUAUUGAAAUACUAGUUGAAUAUUGAUAACAAUUACAUUAUUUGUAAGACAUUGUUGCCUUAUUAGAACUUUAGCACAUUGAUCUGAUAACAUAGAUGAACUCAACUUCUUAUAAUCAUGGAAUUAGUUUAUUAAAAAAUAGUUAAGAGAAAAUGUACCUUUAUGUAAAAGAAAUUUAAUAAUUAAGUAAAAUAGGAAGAGACACAAAGACAUAUAGAAAUAUAAAAGAAAAUCGUGAUUAAACUUUGAUAACAACUUUCUUAUAAGUAAUAGACUAAUAUUUUAUUUUCCAUGAAUGAAUUAGCAUCAACUUUCAUGAAUAGAUAGUUAUGAGCUAUAUAAAAAUGAAAUUCUAAAGUUUAGCACAAAUUAUGCAGAUUCUGUCAAACAAUAUAUAAGAAUGAAAUUUGCCUUUAUAAAACAGAAUGAAUGAUGCUUGUAAUAAGGUAUCUAUUGUUUCCCAACUGAUGUUUCUUAUUAUUUAUUAUCUUAAUAUUAUUUUUCUAAAUUCCGCCGUGUAUUGUUGUGUGUUAGAUAUCUGAAUCUUGAAUGAUGUAGUAAGAAAUUUUAUCAUUUACCUAUUUAGAUAUAUUUUAAUAAUUGUUAAAUAUAUGAAAUGACAGUCUUUUUAUAGAAGAGAAAUCAUGAAUUAUUAUAGUUAUUUAUAAAUUGCCAUAUCGUUUUUGUAUGUUGUAUACUGUUCUCAUCAAAUGUAUGUAUCUCUCAUAAUUUGUAAGAUAAACAAAAGACUAAGACAAAAUCCGUCCGAUGUAUAAUUGUUUGUAUUAAUUUAUUAACUUUAUUUCUUGUGGGUCGUUAUAUGCUGAACGUGGCCUUUCAGUCUUUUCAAGACUGUUGGCUCUGUCUACCCCGCAAUGGAUAGAGACGUGACUAUAUGCAUGUAUGUAAUGGGAGCCGUGGUCCCCCAGGCAUAACACGCCAGGUAUAAUAACUACAAUGGAAAAUUAUAAAAUUACUGGCUCAUCUAUUGAAAGCUAUUGAAAUGAUUUUGAUGUACAAAGCUAAUGCGAUGCAAAGUUAAAUAAAUUGACAAGAAAUUAUUAGCUUUAGUUUUUGUGUAAUCUCUGUUGUAGAAUGAUAACCAACAGAACGGUAACUUUGUUACUAGGUAUUUGUUCUUGCAUUUAUCAGUAAAA